Anguilla rostrata (American eel) is the source of this 1487-nucleotide messenger RNA. Its product is annotated as odorant receptor 131-2-like. Gene Ontology annotation, biological process: detection of chemical stimulus involved in sensory perception of smell; G protein-coupled receptor signaling pathway. The record is from RefSeq and is a predicted model, not a curated record. The coding region runs from base 37 to 1005 and encodes 322 amino acids. Gene Ontology annotation, molecular function: olfactory receptor activity; G protein-coupled receptor activity; odorant binding. NCBI's taxonomy places the organism in Eukaryota, Metazoa, Chordata, Actinopteri, Anguilliformes, Anguillidae. The transcript has 2 exons. Gene Ontology annotation, cellular component: membrane.
UCUCCUAUACACGGAGCCUUUCUAGGGAGCUCCUGCAUGCGCUACGACAUGUCUAAAAACAUCACACAAGCUGCCCUCAGUGUGCUGUCGCUAGUUCUGAAUCCGAGGCUGCUGGUAGUGCAGGGGUUAGUGGGGAUCUUUCUCUGCGUCAACUUCCUCAUGAUCUUCACCUUUUUCAAGAAAGAGGCCUUCCGUAGCAACAUGCGCUACAUCUUCUUCGCGCACACCCUCUUCUGCGACACGCUGUUCCUGGCGAUAUCCGACGCCCUUCUCGUCAUCGUCUUCAGCAGGACCCCGAUGCCCGCCGGGGUCUGCAUGGUCGUCUACGGUUUCAGCAGCAUGCUCAACUUCGCCACGCCCCUGACUCUCACCGCCAUGUGCGUGGAGCGCUACGUGGCCAUCUGCAUGCCCCUGCGGCACGCCGAAAUCGCCACCCCGCGCCGAGCGACGGGCUGCGUCUUCGUCAUCCACGCCCUGAGCUCCGUCAUGCAGGUCGCCAUCUUCUCCAUGGUGGUCUCCUCUGCCCCCGCCGGCUUCUACGCCGCGCCGCUGGACUGCAGCGUGGAGCAGCUGGUGGCGGUACGGUGGCAGCAGGAUCUCCGGUCGGCCCUGUCUCAGCUCUACUUCCUGCUCAUGUCUAUCACCAUAGCCUUCACCUAUUUCAGAAUCAUGGCGGCCGCCAGGGCGGCCUCCGCAGACGACAGGAAGUCCAGCGCCAAGGGUCUCAGGACCGUGCUCCUCCACGCUUUCCAGCUUUUCCUUUGCCUGCUCGUGCUGUGGGUGCCGUUGAUCGAGACGGCGGUUCGCGAAGUAAACUUCACGGUGUUCCUGCAGCUGAGAUAUAUUGACUAUGUCGCCUUCAUUCUUGCCCCCCGUUGCCUCAGCCCCCUGGUGUACGGUUUGAGGGAUGAAAAAUUUUUCCAGGUUUUGAAGAGCUAUGCUCUUUUUCAAUGUUACAAGACAUUGCCCCCGACUAAAAUAUUUUCCAUUUCAGAAAAAUCUUAGAGAACACACACACACAUAUAUAUAUAUAUAUAUAUAUAUAUAUAUAUAUAUAUAUACUUGCUUAACAGGGAUUUUCCCGGUUGAUUCCAUGGUGACACAGCAGUGUAUGUUUUCAAAGCAAAAAGGCAAAUAAAAAUAUUUGAAACAGUGAACGUUGAAAUUAACCCGAAGGCACUGACAGUCCUGUCAGCUCGUUUGUUAAAAUCCUUAACUACAGAGUGUUGUUUACUGCACUGUUGUCUUUUCAUUAAAUUCCAGUAGAAUCAGGAGCUGUUAACAUUACUGGGUAGUUUGUCUUCAUUCUUUUGUAGUAAUGAAUGAUAGGAAGAUUUGUCAUAGAAAAUUAACAGUGUGACUAAUAAGAGAUCAAUUGAUCAUAACUUCAAGUUCACUCUUAUUUGCAGGGGCUGGCCAUUGCUUUUCAAUUGCAAUCGUAACUUUUAUUUUACUUUUGUGUGCAAAAGGAAGUACAUGCAGUACAG